AAGAUAACAAAAGACAGCACGUAUAUCCACUGUUAUUGUGAUUUAAUAUGAAUAUCAUGAUCAAGAGUGGCUAUGAAGUGAGAAAAGAUAAAAUACAGUGAAAAAUAAAUACAUUUUCGUGUAUUAUUCCGUAUUUAAUACAUUAAAUUAAAUAUCCUUCCAAAAUGAGUAACAAGAUAAUGUUUAUAGCUUGUGGAUCUUAUAAUCCACCGACAUUCAUGCAUUUAAGAAUGUUUGAAAUAGCAAAGGAUCAUUUUACACAAAUGGGAUUUGAGGUAAUUGGUGGAAUUAUGUCGCCUGUUCAUGACGCUUACGGGAAGAAAGGUUUAGUGUCACAGACACAUCGACAUUCAAUGUUAAAAAUAGCAACAAAUUCAUCAGACUGGAUUAGAAUUUCUGAAUGGGAAAUGCAACAAGAAGGAUGGUCAAGAACACGAAUGACACUACAAUUUCAUCAGAACUACGUAAAUUCAAUUAUUCGAGACUUAAAUGGACUGAAUUCAAAGAGUAAUUGGCCAAGUUGGGUUCCUGACAAUAUUCGACAAACUAGAGAUCCAGUUCAAGUGAAAUUGCUGUGUGGUGCUGAUUUACUGGAAUCUUUUGCUACGCCUGGGCUUUGGGAGCCUGAUGAUAUAGCUGCAAUUCUUGGCCAUCAUGGCGUUGUCGUGGUCACCAGAAACAACUCAGAUCUCGACAAAUUCAUCUUCGAUUCAGACCUACUCAAUAAAUAUAAACGAAAUAUCACAAUAGUUACAAAUUGGAUCCCAAAUGAAGUAUCGUCAUCUCUUGUUCGGAAAUUUAUUAAACGUGAACUCUCUGUGAAAUAUCUUAUUGAUGACCUCGUUAUUGAGUACAUAAAUAAGCAUGGAUUAUAUCAAACAACGUCAAGUGAUGAUACCAAGUACAUAUUACCAACAUCUACAACCACAUCGGUUAGUACAAUCGAUGUCAUUUUAACGCCCAUUUCGCCCGAAAGUGAAAAUUCAACAUUUAAUGAGAGUUAUGUGAAGAAGCAGAACGAGAAAAAUGAAAGUUCAGCAGUUGAGGAUUUCGAAAGUAUGGAUGAAGGUGAUUUUCCAAUGCCUCCACCACCCUCAAAAGCUAGUUUAACAGUUGAUUUUGUCAGCACAAAUUCCCUACAUAAAGUCUUUUGCUGUGCAUCUGCGGAUGGAACUAAUGUACGUAUUUUACCUCGACCUGGCAGUGCUGUACAAGUUCACAGUGAUGAGACAAGUCGGGGUGAUAAGGUGGGUGAAAAUGAUGCACAAAAUCCUGUAAAUAAAUCGCACGAUGAUGAUUUUGGUGCACCUGAUGACACGGACGAGACUCAAUCACCCAGAUCACCAGAACAGAUUAAUGCACAACCAGAUGAUGAUCAAACUGAUUCUGAAUCACUUAAUGCUGCACCAAAUCAUAAUGCACGUGGACGUUUCAGUCCCAAAUCUUAUGACGAAAUGAUUAAAUUUGUUUUUACUGAGCAUGGAAUUAAAGUUAUAUCGGAUAAGGAAUACGUCGUAUAAAGAUUUUUUCUCAGUAUAAAGGCUGAGUCAGGAGGUUUUCAAGUGACAUUUUCCGUUCGAUUGACAGAGCAAAUAAAACUAAUUGCAGUUAUAUCCAAAAAACAUUUCUAAAGUCAA
Chironomus riparius is the source of this 1637-nucleotide messenger RNA. The record is from the annotation of a GenBank genome assembly. NCBI's taxonomy places the organism in Eukaryota, Metazoa, Arthropoda, Insecta, Diptera, Chironomidae.